CGACGACAACAUCAACAGAUCUAUUGAUGAAAAGCUCCAGGGACCAAUCAAUUGCUGAGCUUUCAUUGUCAAAAUGCCUGCGCCUGGCGAGCAACAUCUCAACUUGGGCGGCAGAACCAUAAUAAACCCCUUCGAAGAGGUGAGGCCAAGAGUCUCAGAGUAUACAGCCCAAGAAAUUGCCACUCUCCAGAGCCGACUGGAGAAGCAACUCGGACCCGAAUACAUAUCUUCGCGAGCAGGACCUUCUGGCCAAAAGGUCCAUUACUUAGCUGCUGAGAAGUGCAUCCAACUUGCCAAUGAAGUCUUUGGUUUCAAUGGCUGGUCUUCCCAGAUCAUGGACGUGCAAGUCGACUUUGUCGAUGAGCAUCCACAGACUCUCAAAAUCACACUGGGCCUCUCAGUCAUUGUCCGCGUAACUUUGAAGGAUGGGACGUUCCACGAAGAUAUCGGUUAUGGACAUAUUGAAAAUUGCAAGGGAAAGGCGGCGGCGUUCGAGAAAGCUAAGAAGGAGGGGACUACGGACGCUUUAAAGAGGGCGCUGAAGAAUUUUGGAAACGUGUUGGGCAAUUGUAUCUAUGACAAGGAGUAUCUGGCCAAGGUUACGAAGAUUAAGGUGGAGAAACCGAGGUGGGAUGUAGCAAACUUGCAUAGGCAUUCCGACCAUAUGCCCAUUAAGAAGGAGCAGCAGCCGGAGGGCCAGAAAGUAGGGGAGAAAGAGGGGAAGGGUGCUGAUGGGGCGAACAGGACAACUGAGGAUAUGUUGGAGGAUGAGUUUGGAGAUUUUGAUGAAGCAGAUUUUAGUGUCCCAGAUCCAGACUCACAUCCGGAUGAAAUAGUUCUUCCAGCACCACGAGAAGCCUCACAUAAUUCUAACAAUAUUCGAAACGGCAAUAAUACUUCAAGGCCUGCUCCAAAUAGGCCACCUCCAAAUCAUGAUAGACCUCCCGUCAAUCAUCAACCACCAAUGCGGCCGCCAAAUGGCGUGCCAAACAGCAAUGGAGCCAAUAUACCACAACCACAGACUCCCAAUAGUAGGUUCACAAGAUCUACAAGCGGAGCUGGCCAAGCCACGCGCCCCCCACAAGAUGCCCCCCGACCACCUCAACCCAAUCAGCCCAUAGUAGCAGGCCGAGUUCUCAAUCAACCGAGUCGGACCGGUCCCCCUUCUGCCCCGGUGUCCCCUUCACGGCUUAACAAACCCUCCAGCUCCGACGACAGCGACAGUACCAAUGUCCAACUACAAGGACCUGGCUUCUUUUCCGCGCGUGCAGCUGCUAUGGUUCCAGAGUCCGCUACCGGGGAUCCUUUACCCCCUUCACAUAUCUCGAACCUACCAGCAUUCAACCCGCACCUCGAAUCGCCAUCCAUACGAAAAACGCCUGGUAUCGACCAUAAGAGCUCGAAACCUUUAACCAAAGACUUGAAACAUGUACCCGGUUCUUCUCAGGCCAUGGCUCCUGGCCCAGGAGGCGUAGCUGGAAUGGGAAGGGGAAAUGUGAUGAAUCCGCAAAUGGACGCAGCGAGACGGAUUGGUGUCCCAGGGGCUGGUUUGCCUAGUCCAUUACAGAAUAGGGGGAGCUAUAAGCCUCCUACUAUGAAAAGACCUAUUGAGAGUGGAGGCGGGGGAAAUGCCAACAGAGCGCCGUUGGGGGAUUUGCCUGCCAAUGGACCGAUUGGUGCCGGCGAUGGAGGAGGGGGGGAUGUCAAGAGACAGAGAUUGAAUGGUUAGUUGUGGAGAAGAUAAGAGUCGGGUCAUAUGAGAACAGGGAUUCUGGAGCGGAGUUUCGGAGUGUUAUUGUUACCAGAUUGUCCGCUUGGAAUGGGGAGGGGAGUCUGGGGCGUCAGAAGGGAAGAAGGGAAGGAAUUAUGUCCCAGCAUCAUGGCUUUGGAAUUACCUCUUAUGCAUCAGUAGCUUGGCGGGUUGGAAUGAUAGAUUGCACAUUUGCUCAGUCCAAGGCACCUCGAUAUAACCCA
Amorphotheca resinae ATCC 22711 is the source of this 1974-nucleotide messenger RNA. RefSeq lists its product as hypothetical. The coding region runs from base 74 to 1729 and encodes 551 amino acids. Gene Ontology annotation, cellular component: nucleus. Lineage: Eukaryota; Fungi; Ascomycota; Leotiomycetes; Helotiales; Amorphothecaceae. The record is from RefSeq and is a predicted model, not a curated record. The transcript is spliced from 4 exons. Gene Ontology annotation, biological process: mitotic recombination; DNA recombinase assembly; double-strand break repair via homologous recombination.